Ylistrum balloti is the source of this 678-nucleotide messenger RNA. RefSeq lists its product as uncharacterized. The record is from RefSeq and is a predicted model, not a curated record. The coding region runs from base 1 to 678 and encodes 225 amino acids. Gene Ontology annotation, molecular function: methyltransferase activity. The transcript is spliced from 5 exons. Lineage: Eukaryota; Metazoa; Mollusca; Bivalvia; Pectinida; Pectinidae.
AUGGCGAAGGGUUCAAUCAACAAAAGCCUUUGUAACAUCAAAGAUGGCGUCUUUCUUGAAGAAGCAGACGAUGAAGACAGAACUCUUAUAGAGGAACAGGCAAGAAAGGAAUGGAGCACAUUUGUAGUGUCACGGGGCCGGGAAUUGAAACCAGGUGGUUACUUGGUAGUUGUUACACCAUCCUGUAAUGAGGGUAAUACGUCUACAUGUCAUAUCGCUGGUGGACCUAUGCAACUUGGAGGAUUGGUCCGGAAUAUGUAUAAGGAGGGUCUAAUAACUGAGGACGAAUACCUCAACACAAACUUUAAUACACACUAUUUGAGAACCGAAGUCGACUUCCGGGAGCCUUUUACACAUUCACAUUCUGAAGUGACGGGCCUUGGACUUGAGAUGGUCUCUGUUAGAGGAAGCAAACACUAUGUGCAUCAUCCAGUGUACGACAUUGUUGACAAAGAUGCUAAAGAAAAAGAACAGUACGCAGAACACAUUGUGGCGGGGAUCCGGCCAUGGUUGUACUAUGUGAUUUACGGGGGAUUGAAUCAGAGCCGAACAGAGACAGAGAAACAGACCAUAGUUGAGGAGUAUUUUAACAGAGUCUAUCGACACGCCUACUCUAACUCUAAUCAUAAACCAUAUAUGGUAGUGUCAGAGGUUGUAAUCCGAAAAUCGAACCACUAA